Messenger RNA from Argiope bruennichi, 1550 nucleotides. RefSeq names its product sialic acid synthase-like. NCBI's taxonomy places the organism in Eukaryota, Metazoa, Arthropoda, Arachnida, Araneae, Araneidae. Gene Ontology annotation, molecular function: N-acylneuraminate-9-phosphate synthase activity. The record is from RefSeq and is a predicted model, not a curated record. The transcript has 8 exons. Gene Ontology annotation, biological process: carbohydrate biosynthetic process. Bases 188 to 1336 code for a protein of 382 amino acids.
CUCACUCAAAUUAUCAUCUGGGAACACCGGUAAAAUAACAGCUGGUUUCUUUGUUAUGCAAGCGUCUCGGAAAACUCUUGUCAAACUAUUUUGUGCUUUGGAAAUAGAAUGAGUAAAGUAAAAAUUUCGAAAGCUUAUAAGAAUUUCUGAAUAAUCUGAAGAAAAGAAGUGUGACAGAGCUUUAAGAAUGACAUUGAAUACAUUAAAUCGAAAGGAAGUCAAGAAGCUUUCUUUACCGGAUGUAUCAAGAAAGAAAACCGACAAAAGGGAGGAAUCCGAGGACACAGUCGAGUUUGAGAUUGCUCCAGGAGUAUUUGUUGGUGGUAAUCGUCCUGUCUUCAUUAUUGCUGAAAUAGGGCAAAACCACCAAGGCAGUUAUUUAAAAGCCAGAAGACUUAUACGAAUAGCUGCAGAUUGUGGAGUACAUUGUGUGAAGUUUCAAAAAAGUGACAUACGAAGUAGAUUUACUGAGGAAGCUUUAAAUCGCCCUUAUCAAAAUGAGCAUUCCUUUGGAGCUACUUAUGGAGAACAUAGGAGAGUUCUGGAAUUAUCAAAUGAAAAUUUCGUUAAAUUAAAACAGUAUGCUGAAGAACUUGGAUUGAUUUUUGCAGCAACUGGUAUGGAUCAGCCAUCAAUUGAUUUUUUACAACAUAUUGGAGUGCCGUUCUUCAAAAUAGGUUCUGCUGAUACAACUAAUUUACCACUCCUGAGACAUGUUAGUAGAUAUAACAAGCCACUUGUUAUUUCCACUGGUAUGACUAGUGAAGAAGACCUUUCUACAGUUUAUUAUGAAAUCUUAAAAUCAGCAAGAGACAUAGCAAUAAUGCAGUGUACCAGUUGUUAUCCUACACCAUCGCGUUAUGCUAAUUUAAACGUCAUACAGGCCUACAAGAAUCUCUACCCUGGUGCUGUUAUUGGAUAUUCUGGUCAUGAAGAGGGAGUUGUAGAAUCCGUGGCCGCUGUUGCUGCUGGUGCAAAAAUUAUCGAGAGACACAUUACUCUUCAUCAUAGUCUUAAAGGCAGUGAUCAUGCAUCAUCAUUAAAUCCAGUUGAACUUAGAUAUUUUGUAAAAUCAAUUAAAAUAGUUGAGCAAGCCAUGGGAAAAUUCCAAAAAGAAAAUCAAGUUUGUGAACUUGAUUGCUACGCAAAGCUAGGGAAAACUAUUGUUGCAGCAAAUUUCCUUGCUAGUGGAACAUAUAUUUCUGAGGAGGACAUGGCUGUUAAAGUUUCUUCGAGAAAGGGCUUUGACCCUCUUCUUUUUUACCAGCUUGUUGGUAGACGGCUGAAGGAAGCAGUUGAACUAGAUGAACCGCUCAUGCCAUCUCAUUUUGAUUGAUGUGAUAAUUCUUCAAUUUUUUUAUAUAUGUCAAGUACUUUUUGUAUUUUUUUUAUUGUGGAAAUUGUGGAAAUAACAUACAUAUUUCACCUUUCAACAUUUAUGCUUGACAAAUUCCAAAUUUUCUGAAGUUCAGCUUUUUCCAUUUCAAGGCUAUUACAUGUCUGAAUUUAUUAUUACUGAAUAUCCUGUAAAUGUGCCAUCUAUCAUCUAA